Molecule: messenger RNA, 3059 nt
Organism: Bufo gargarizans (Asiatic toad)
Lineage: Eukaryota; Metazoa; Chordata; Amphibia; Anura; Bufonidae
Gene: SEMA4A
Product: semaphorin 4A
Exons: 15
Coding region: 226-2559 (777 amino acids)
Biological process (GO): positive regulation of cell migration; semaphorin-plexin signaling pathway; axon guidance
Molecular function (GO): chemorepellent activity; semaphorin receptor binding
Source: RefSeq, a predicted model, not a curated record
GGCCCUUUAAAGAAUAUUGUGUCACUGUCGCUUUAAAUGAGACGGCUGCCUGUUCGCGGCUGCUCGUUAACCCUUUCCCAGGCAGGUCCUGUCAGCGCGGCGCCGCCUGCAGGCAGAGCUGUCGGGACUUGCAGGGACCGCUCUUCCUCAUUCCUCAGUCACACGCGGAGCGGGAGAUCUGGGACAUAACUAAGGCUUUGGGCUUGUGAUCGCUCUGGUGACGUCAUGCCCCCCUGGGUGGUCGCUCAGUGGUUGGCGCUGGUGAUGCUGGCAUACGCGAUGGCGGAGCCUGUGCCCAGGAUUACGUUCCAAUCCGGUGACCCCUCCAGGUCAGUGAAUAUCUUCCGCAGAAGUGACAUCCAGCACUAUGACCGCCUGCUGCUCUCACAGGAUGGGGAGACGCUCUACGUGGGCGCCAGCGACAACAUCCUAGCGUUCAGCCUGAAGGACCCCGGGAACAUCCUGCUGACCAGAGAGAUUUCUUGGGCGUCCAAACCCGAUCAAAUCGAGAACUGUAAGUUGAAGGCAAGGAAACAGGCUGAAUGUUUAAAUUUUAUGCGAAUUCUGCUCCAUUUAAACGACACCCACCUGUACGCCUGCGGGACCAACGCCUUCAGCCCAACCUGCACCUAUGUGGACCUGAAGGGCUUUUCGUUGCUGCUCAGUCAUAAGAACGAGACCGUAACGGUUGACGGGAAGGGUCAGUCGCCCUUCGACCCUCAGCACACACACACAGGCAUCAUGGUGGAUGGCGAGCUGUAUACUGGCACCAUGAACAACUUCAUGGGUAACGAGCCCAUCAUCCUGAGGAGCCUGGGCACCCGGCCAUCCCUCAAGACCGACGCCUCGCUGGGCUGGCUGCACUCGGACACCUCGUUUGCGGGGUCAUUCUACAUCCAGUCUCAGGACUUGGCCGGCAGGGUGUACUUCUUCUUUGAGGAGACUGGGAAAGAGUUUGACUUCUUUGACAAGGUGACGGUAUCCAGAGUCGCCCGGGUGUGCAAGGACGACGUUGGAGGAGACAAAGUCCUACAGAAGAAAUGGACGACCUUCCUGAAGGCGCAACUGGUCUGCAACCACAUGGACAACUUCCCCUUCAAUGUCAUUCGUCACGUGGCGCUCGUCAGUCCAGACAACCCGCAAAACACUGUCUUCUAUGGAGUGUUCACUUCACAGUGGCAGGUAGGUGGCUCCAGCAGCUCCGCCGUCUGUUCCUUCAGACUCAGAGACAUUGAAGACGCUUUCAACAGAAACUACAAGGAGCAGAACAAGGAAAGUUACAAGUGGACCCGAUACACGGGACCGGUGUCCAGUCCUCGUCCCGGGAGUUGCUCCUCAGGAAAGUUCUCGGACACGGACCUGAACUUCAUGAAGGAUCACUUCCUGAUGGAUGAGAAGGUCUCGCCCAUCGAUCGGCGCCCCCUGCUGAUCCAGCAGAGCCUCAGCUACACGCGCAUCGCCAUUGACUCUGUGCAGGCCCUGUCAGGAGAUCCCUACACGGUGAUGUACCUGGGCACAGAUCGGGGCUCAGUACAUAAGGUCGUCCUGGUAAAAGGUGGCAUGGAGUCUCAUAUCAUCGAGGAGCUGAGACUUCUUCCGGAAUCGGAGCCCAUUGAGACCCUCCUGCUGGCCCCCAUAAAGGACAUGCUGUAUGUCGGCUCCAGAGGUGGCCUCCUGCAGGUUCCCCUGGUGAACUGCAGCGCCUACCGCACCUGCAUAGAGUGCAUCCUGGCGCGAGACCCGUACUGCGCCUGGAGCGUGCCCAGCCAGAAGUGCCAGCGGAUCGCAUCAAACCAGGAGAACCACGCCCCCCGACUGCAGGACGUAGAGGAGGGGAACCCCAACACAACCUGUCUGAACCCCAACAUGAAGGGCCGAGGUCAACGGCCAUCGCAGGACAACCCACCGACCAGAGUUGGUAACUUCUCGGUGGCCUAUAACUCCAUCGUCGAGCUCCAGUGCCCGCGGAUUUCGUCUCUCGCCACCUACAGCUGGAAGCAUCCGGGGCAGACGCUGGACAGGCAGGUGCUCACCCCAUCGGGCUCUCUGGUCGUCAUCGUGAAGACUGACACGUUGGGCCCCUACGAGUGUUGGGCCAAUGAGAACGGGUUCUGGUACAAGGCGGCUCAGUACUGGAUCAAGGACCCGAGCGGGGUGGGCAUCAGCCACAGAGGCUCCGUCAAUGGCGACAGUAACAUGGCCUUCGAGAAUGGCGUUUCCUCCAGCAGCAGUCAACACGACUACUUCAAGCCGUUUGUGGCGGUGACGGUGCUGCUGGCGGUGACGCUGGGCGUGUGCACCUGUCUGGCGCUUUACACCUGGUGGGACCAAAUCAAAGCCAAGAGUAAAAUCCAGAGCUGCAGCACGCCCGAGUCCGAGAAGCUGUCUGGAGCCAAACCGCCGGAGAAGACCCCCCUGAACGGCUUCUGCCAGUACAGCCGCAACAUUGCCAAACCGUGCUGCGUACCCUGCAGGGCCGGCAGCAAGAUGGACGUAGACAACAACAGCGUCAACCUGACGCCCAACGGGGGAGCGGCAGACGUCGCCUCCGACGUCUGAGCGCCUGCACACGUGCGACGCCACGAGCGGACACACUGCCACGUUCAUACUGGGGUUCAUGACGGAUCUUCCGGUCGCCUGACCUAUGUGAAUUUGGCGGCACCUACCUCUCCGGCCGAGAGAACCACUUGCACACGGGACCAAUAAGGACUUGCUGAACCGUAAGCCAAGAUGGCCGCCAGGCCUGAGGAGCGGGGGCGGACUGGGCGACUGUUUCCCCUUUUAUAAUGUGAAGCCACUUGUACAUAGAGACAGAUCACUGCCGAUGGUGAGUGCAACCGGUGCGGGGGCCCCCGGGGUGAGCGAGAGGGAUCACGCCUGGACCGCCGCGUAACACGCGUGACUGCGCAGAAGUGUCUGUGUGUCCUGCUGAUAUAUGAGGGGGGGGAGGGAGGGGGGUAAGUAUUGAGUGUCCAAUGUCUCCUGUUAUUGCAGUACCGUAUCAGUAUUAUAGGGGGCGCUGUGUGCACGAGUGUUUAUAAUAAAAGAGCCAACCAGGA